AUGCCAGUUCCACACGUCAUUAGCGGAUCCCUCAAGGAUGCAUGCUUCUUCUUGGGUCCUGGAGAGAAGGAUGGGGCCCUCUACGCCCGACGAAAAGACAAUCGGACGUACGUGCUUUGCCCGGACUCGCCGGAGUUCUGCCCGCGGGUCAUCAACGAUCAGGUCAAUUUGACGAGGCUCCGCGAGCACUCCCAAAAAGUGGGCCUUCCCAAGCGGGAGUUCCCCGUGCUGCAUCUGACCUUCGACGUGUGGUACGGCGUGUACCACAUGUUGGUUAGCGCACUCCCAUCCAUUGCGCCACGGUUGGACAUGCUGCGGAACGGCACCAUGGAGUUGUUCAUCCACGCCGGCCACAAUUUCGUUGGGCAAAUUCUGUCAGUUCUCGGUGUGGAGGGCAACAUCCUCCGACCAACCUCCUUGACAGAGGCGUUCCACUUCUGUGCGCCAGAAAUCCAUUUUGAUCUCUCCACCAGGCCGCAAUACCCGCGCUUCGAGUUCUCCGUGCCGUACUUGGCCGAGUUCCGGAGAAACCUUUUAUCCAUGGACGACUGGAUGGAUGAAUCCAACAGGCCGUGCAGACUGAAGAAUCGAGGUCACAUAGUCGUCCUUUCUCGUGGGCACAGCUCUAGAGCUCUUGGCAACGAGGAUGAAAUGGUCCAGGCUUUGAAGACCUUGGGCAGACAUGUCGAGGUUGUGACUCCCGAUCCGAAGAACUUCUUGCAUACGCUGCAAGCACUGUCGAGAGCGGAGAUCUUGUUGGGCGCGCAUGGUGCCAACAUGGCCAACAUGAUCUUCGCGCCGGAUGGCAUGAAGGUCGUGGAGAUCGUGCCUCAGGUUCCUUUCAAGAUGCAAGACUACCACUUCUGGGACCUCGCUGCAGCCUUGAAUUUCACGUACCUUCCCGUCGGUGACAAGGUCAUGCCGAACGAGUAUGACCACCAGCUAGCGGCGGACCCCAUGACUGAGGACAAGGCUGUCCUUUCGAUGCAUGUGGACAUUGAGGAGGCAGAGUCUCACUUUUGUGGGAGCUUGUAG
Symbiodinium necroappetens is the source of this 1035-nucleotide messenger RNA. The record is from the annotation of a GenBank genome assembly. NCBI's taxonomy places the organism in Eukaryota, Dinophyceae, Suessiales, Symbiodiniaceae.